Messenger RNA from Notolabrus celidotus (New Zealand spotty), 1536 nucleotides. It is a transcript of the gene mogat3a, whose product is annotated as monoacylglycerol O-acyltransferase 3a. NCBI's taxonomy places the organism in Eukaryota, Metazoa, Chordata, Actinopteri, Labriformes, Labridae. The record is from RefSeq and is a predicted model, not a curated record. Gene Ontology annotation, cellular component: endoplasmic reticulum membrane. The transcript has 9 exons. Gene Ontology annotation, molecular function: diacylglycerol O-acyltransferase activity. Bases 435 to 1442 code for a protein of 335 amino acids. Gene Ontology annotation, biological process: triglyceride biosynthetic process.
UUUACUCACAUGAACUCCUCGUGUGCAGAGACAUGAACGCGCCAGGCUCGCCCCCGACAUAUUUCGUCAUGAUUCCUGAUUGGCUAACAGGAUUCCACCCAGGACGGAGCGUGCAGUGCGCAUGUGCAGGACUGGAAGGAGGGGGCGCGUGUUUGUAAAGUUUGGGGAAGUUUGAUGUGAAGACAAACUUUAAAGAAGUUCAGAGAAGGUAACUUAACUUCCUGCUGGAGGACUCUGCUACACACAGACAGGUGGAGAGACAGACAGGCACUCUGACCCACAGACCUGCAGACCCACUGACCCCAGACCCCAGACCCCCAGACCCGCAAACAGCUGAAGAAAGGGGGAGAGACACACAGAGGAGCUCCGACAUAAAGGAGCAGAGCCCGGAGGUUGCAGAGCUCCAAGGCCGGCCAAGGAGCACGACCGCCGGGAUGAAGAUCGAGUUCGCCCCGCUGCACAUCCCUAUGCGGAGGAGACUGCAGACCACAGCCACGCUGCAGUGGGUCUUCUCCUUCCUGGCUCUAGCUCAGUGCUGUCUGGCUGGCUUCAUUCUAUUGGCUCUCUCUGAUUGGUGGAUGCUGGCUCUCCUGUAUGCUGGUUGGCUGUGGUUGGACUGGGACACACCCACCAGCGGGGGUCGGAGGUCACAGUGGGUCAGGAGCUGGAGAGUCUGGGACCACUUCAGGGACUACUUCCCCAUCACGCUGGUGAAAACAGUCGACCUGGAUCCAAAGAAAAACUACAUCUUUGGAUUUCAUCCCCAUGGGGUUCUGGUAGCAGGAGGGUUUGGGAACUUCUGUACGGAGGCGACAGACUUCUCUCGUCUGUUUCCUGGUCUUCGGUCUCACCUGCUGAUGCUGCCGUUCUGGUUCAGAGUCCCUGUCUUCAGAGACUACAUCAUGUGUGGAGGCCUGGUGUCCAGCUGUAAGUCCAGUCUGUCGUACCUGGUCAGUCGACCUGAGGGCGGGAACGUGGCGGUCAUCGCAGUGGGCGGAGCUUCAGAGGCUCUGGACGCUCGACCUGGAGCUUUAAAACUACAGGUCCUGAACAGGAAGGGCUUCAUCAAACUGGCCCUCAAACACGGAGCUCAGCUGGUUCCUGUCUUCUCGUUCGGGGAGAACGAGCUCUUCGAUCAGAUGGAGAACCCGGCCGGUUCUCCUCUGAGGAGGCUGCAGAACCGGCUGCAAAGCAUCAUGGGAGUGGCGAUGCCUCUGUUUCACGCCCGGGGCGUUUUUCAGUACAGCUUUGGACUGAUGCCGUACAGGAAGCCGAUCCACACCGUCGUGGGGUCCCCCAUCCAGGUGGUCCAGACCCCCAGUCCCACGAGCGAGGACAUCGAGACCCUCCAUCAAGUUUACAUGCAGAGCCUGACGCUCCUGUUCGAGCAGCACAAAGAAUCCUACGGCGUCAGAGAGGACCAACACCUCACCUUUAUAUAACAACAACAUGUGUAUAUACACACUAUAUACACACCUCACCUUUAUAUAACAACAAUAUGUGUAUAUACACAAUAUAUACACACCUCACCUUUAU